Messenger RNA from Thermochaetoides thermophila DSM 1495, 540 nucleotides. RefSeq lists its product as uncharacterized. The transcript has a single exon. Gene Ontology annotation, biological process: regulation of transcription by RNA polymerase II. Lineage: Eukaryota; Fungi; Ascomycota; Sordariomycetes; Sordariales; Chaetomiaceae. The record is from RefSeq and is a predicted model, not a curated record. Bases 1 to 540 code for a protein of 179 amino acids. Gene Ontology annotation, cellular component: mediator complex. Gene Ontology annotation, molecular function: transcription coregulator activity.
AUGACGGCACCCCUGCCAGAAGGGCUCACGCCAGACGCAGUUGACACGCUCACCGAGCUGAGCGCCAUCAUCAAAAAGCUGCGCGCCGCCCAGCAGCAGCAAGCCGCCAACCCAUCCUCACAAGCUGCAGCAGGUGGGCCUGGAACAACAGGCGCCCCCGGCAGCCAACCUUCGUCCUCGGGACCCAACGCAACAGCUGCCGGAGGCGCAAUAGGCACAACUUCCCUCCCAUCAAGCGCCACGACCGGCCCAACACCGUCCAACGCGCUGCACUCUGUCAAAGAGCUGCCGGCAACCACAGACCCGAUAAAGCACAAAUUGCAGCGGGCGCGGGCCGCGGUGCGGUUGCUGGGGGAUAUGUCGCGGACAAUGGCCCAGCAGGAGGCAGAGCUGGCACGGCUCGAAGAGCGGAGGCGAAAGCAGGCUGCGAUGCUGGCCAAGGCGCAGGAGGAGGGGGCGAGGUUGUCGAAGGGGUUUGGGGAGGUAGGGGAGACGCCGGUUGUGCUGGUUGAGACGGGAGACAAGAUGGCGAUGGAGUAG